AUGGUGGAACUCAAAGAAAUUUCUUCUUCCGGGAGCGAGAAAAAGGGGAAAAAUGAUGAAAUGGAACAAUUCGGGCGAUGGGGUCAGCUUCCAUUGGAGUUGGUUCGUGAGGUUGUGUCCAGGUUGCCGGUGAAGUCAAUAGCCCGGUUCGAAUGUGUUUCGAGGAUGUGGCAAGGUUGGAUUUCAGAACCGAAUUUCAGGCUGUCCGUCGCUCCUCCUGUACGCGAAAGGGUCCUUAUGGUGCUUGAAUCUUCGUCACGUUCAACACCCGUCAAGUAUAAGAUGCUUUUCUAUUCACUGGGUAGCGGAUUUUCAGUUGAAAGGCUUCCAAUCCCACGCGAACCGGUGCUUUCCUCCACUCUGGAUUUUUUUGGGACUUGUAAUGGUUUAAUUCUUGUUUUUGCUAACGAAAAAAUGUUCUUGUGGAACCCUUAUACGGGUGCGUGUCGAUUGAUGCCCCAUUUGUAUGAUGUGGCUAACGCAUUUCAGAUCCCGGAUGUUUCCGCAUCGGGUGUUUGUUUCGACAAGGUGUCCAAUGAGUACAAAGCGGUAAUUGUGGUUUGUGAUUCAGAAGGGCCGGAGAUUGAUUGUGUGUUGGUUUAUAGGCUUAGGGGGGGAGAACGACGAUAUUGCACUGAUUUCCCUUAUCUCUUCCGCUUAGACCCUCCUAUUAGAGAUCGAGGAGUUGUUGUGAGUGGUCAUCUCCACUGGAUCAUGCGAAGGCAAGAUGAUAACCAUUCCCCAGUCAUCAUUUAUUUUGACGAGGAGGUUGACCAAUUUGGAGAACUGCCCAUGCCCCCUCUAAUCUCCGGUGAUGGCAGCUCUCUUGGCAUUACUGUCUUGCAAGGAUGCCUUUGCAUCUACCAAAGUGGUGUUGGGGAGGAUUCUUUUGAUGAUGAUGAUGAUCACACUUAUGUUUUCAUUAUGAAUGAAUAUGGUGUUCCAGAGUCUUGGUCUGUACUUUUCACCCUUAGAGGAGGCUUCAAGCCAAUUGCUUCCUAUGUUUCCAGCAGACUUGUGUUGGUUUCAAGGUCCGGUGAUUCUUUCUUUACCUACCAUUUAGAUACUAAUUCCUUGGUAGAGAUCGAUUGGGCACCUCUUGACUUGCUGCUGGUUAAAGAAAAAGGCCCUGAUGAUGAUGAAGAAGAAAUACCCGUGGAUUUGCCGCUACAUUAUAGUUGCCCCUUUGCGUUCGUGGAGAGCCUCACCUCAGUGGACUUUAUAUAAAUACAUGCUUGGGGAUAGUCGUUGAUGAAAAAUUGGCCUCAUCAUUUUAGUUCAGGGACAGAGCUGCAAAUGGCCCUCUGGUUCAUCACAGCUUGCCACAAAUUCAAAACCUAAUAUAUAAUUUUUCUUAUCUGAAAUUGUUUGAGUUGAAAAGUAUGCAUUUUUUCCUGCUUCUAUGUAAGAUUGGCCAGGCACGCAAUCUUAUAGCAUAGGUGCAAUGUUUUUUUAUUAAUAUUGUCAUUUGGAUGGGAAACCCCAUUGCAUUUCCCAUUCAAGGUUGUUUAUUGAACUUUCUACCCCAAUCUGCCACAGAUUGUAUGCCCUUUCUGUGUAUUAACUGUAAUUUUUUUUGUUGUGGAUUCUAGCUGGCUAGUGUUUGUAAUCUGUGAGGCCAUGGUACUUGGUAACUCUUAGUCCUGACUAUCUUAAUUGAGGGGGGAAAAAAGAGCUUGAUCCUAAUGUAGUUUUUGUUGUAACCUACAAAGAAUGGUGGUGUACUGGGAUUUUGCCAAUUACAUGCUGUCAAUCAAGUGAUGCUAACUAGUUUAGGGAUCAAAUCCUGUCAAGGAUGGGAUGGGGUUUAACAGGUUGAAAAUAAAAGAGAAAAAAACAUAAAAGAGAAAAGAUCAAGUGGUGCAUAGCAAGCAGGCUUGGAUUGAAGGUUAUUGUCUGCCCCAUCAUCGUCCUUCUUCUGAUUGUCUUGGUGAUGAAUUGGGACAGAGCUAGUCACGGUGUAUUGUUCUGAGGGAAUCACAGUUCUGUUUGGAGGGAUCCCUGGCUUCCUAAAACCUCCAGUCUCUAUGUCACAAAUAUUAAGCCGAAGAUGUCGAUGUCUCAUGGAUGAAAACACAUAUUUACGUCUACCUAUUACUAAUUUACCAGACGAAAAUGUAACGGUAAG
Molecule: messenger RNA, 2128 nt
Organism: Oldenlandia corymbosa var. corymbosa
Lineage: Eukaryota; Viridiplantae; Streptophyta; Magnoliopsida; Gentianales; Rubiaceae
Source: the annotation of a GenBank genome assembly